This is a messenger RNA of Megachile rotundata (alfalfa leafcutting bee), 1095 nucleotides long. RefSeq names its product ER membrane protein complex subunit 10 (gene EMC10). Gene Ontology annotation, cellular component: EMC complex. NCBI's taxonomy places the organism in Eukaryota, Metazoa, Arthropoda, Insecta, Hymenoptera, Megachilidae. The record is from RefSeq and is a predicted model, not a curated record.
GUUACAAAAAGUUGAUGCAUCAUUUCUAAACUGCUCAACUUUGACAACCGAUAUUUUUUUAAUAAAUUAAAUAAAAUUUGAUAAUACUAUAAAUUUAGCAUUAAAUUAAAUAAAUUCAAUUGAUAGCCGUAUGAGAGUACAAAUGAUAAGGACUAAAUGUCAACGUUGUUGCUGUUAAAAUCGUUUAUACCGCAGUGCGGACACAUACAUGUUGAAUUACUAUUAAUAAAUAAAUAUUAGAAGAUUAAUGUUAUAAAAUGAGAUCAAUUUAAUUCUGUUUAUACACUGUAAAGAAUAGAUAAUUUUAAUAAUGUAUAUAUCAUACUUCUGUAUAAGUUUGUUACUUAGCCUGUCAUCAUUGAUUCAUGGGAGCGAAUUAGACUAUGAUGGAUGGCUACAGCUAAGACUAUGGCACGCAUUUAAUGAUGAACCAGAGCCCAUUUUUAUAGAGCGUGGAAAUGUAACCAUAUCCAGUGUCCGCAGUGGUGCAUCUGUCAUUGGACAAAAUGGGUUACUGCAAACCCACAUAACUGAAUUGAAAAAUCUUGCCAAAAAUGAUGGCAAAUACAGGCUUAAAGCAGUAGCCCGUACUUCUUCAGGAAAUGAAAUAACAUUUUUAACUUCUGUACCUGCGUGUUAUCUUCUUGGUUCUGAUCUAGAAGAUGUAAUAACAGUUUGGCUGGAUAGUGCAGCUGAACCAAUAGUUGUAAGCCUCUCCUCGCCAGGUCCUUGUAAUACCGAGAGUCCAUUCACAAAUAUGUGGACAACUAAUGUUAUUGUUAAAUAUCCUGAUGGUGGACCAGUUCCAGACACUGCUACGUACAUUCAGAAACUUGAACGUGAGAGAGAAGCAAGGGAAAGAGGGGAAGCUAAAGAUAACAGAUCUUUCCUUGCAAGAUAUUGGAUGUACAUUGUACCAGCAUUGAUCUUUGUUGUUCUGUCAUCUGCAACAAAUCCUGAAGCUGGAGGAGCAGGGGGAGGCAGUGCCCAAAGACAGUGAGACCAUAUUGUUACAUCUUCAUGUGCAUUAUUGCUCGAUGAGUGUUCAUGUGUGGACCGUUUAUUUAUAAAGUUACAAUGUACUUUCAUAAUUGC